Phragmites australis (common reed) is the source of this 597-nucleotide messenger RNA. RefSeq lists its product as uncharacterized. The transcript has a single exon. The record is from RefSeq and is a predicted model, not a curated record. Lineage: Eukaryota; Viridiplantae; Streptophyta; Magnoliopsida; Poales; Poaceae. The coding region runs from base 1 to 597 and encodes 198 amino acids.
AUGGCUAAGGCUUUCGUCCUGGCCAUUAAGGGAAUCGCACUCAUGUGGUACACCUCUGUCCCAAAGAGGACGAUAUUCUCAUUGGAGCAGCUUCGGGAGGUACUUUUCUCACACUUCCAGGGCAACUACACAUCCCUGGUCACCAUCAGAGAUCUGUUCACAGUAAAACAAAAGGAGGGCGAGAGCUUGAAGGAGUUCACCCAGCGUUUCGUGUGGGUGAAGUGCCAGGUGAAGGGCCUCAGCGAUGACACAGUGAUAGACUCUACACGACAAGGUCUCCGGUCAGGGGCCUUGGCAUCACGCCUGGUGCGGAAGCCGGCCAAGGACGUGGACGAGUUGUUCACCAAGAUGGAGGAAUAUUCAAGGGCUGAAGAGGAUGAGCUUCUCAGGCACGCUGAUAGGUCGGCCUCCGAGACCCAAAGCUACAGGAGAGGUGAGGAGAAAGCAUCCCACGGGAAGGAGAAGGAAGAAUGUCCAAGGGAAACCUACCAAUCCAUUUCACCCGGAGUGGUUUUUCUCAAUGGUUUUGAUGAUGUGAUGACGGUUUCGCCACGUGGCAGUCCUAGUCAGCGUGCUGACAUCAGCGUUACGCAGUAA